Molecule: messenger RNA, 6235 nt
Organism: Archocentrus centrarchus (flier cichlid)
Lineage: Eukaryota; Metazoa; Chordata; Actinopteri; Cichliformes; Cichlidae
Gene: arhgef49
Product: Rho guanine nucleotide exchange factor 49
Exons: 8
Coding region: 505-4071 (1188 amino acids)
Biological process (GO): positive regulation of Rho protein signal transduction
Molecular function (GO): guanyl-nucleotide exchange factor activity
Source: RefSeq, a predicted model, not a curated record
AGCAAGAGGUCGUGUAUCCGGGAGCUUCCGAUAAAAUCCCUCAAAAUCGCACGAGGGAGGCACCGGAGUAAAUGAACGGCCGUGCAGCGCGCGGUUUUGGGUCGGUGCCGUUACCUUUCGACCCGUACGGAGCCCGGUUCGUGUGCAGCUGGCACCGCGUUCUUAAUUGUGAGGAGCUGCGAGGAUUCAACCUGCUCUGUGACUCUGAGCCCACACGCCACAACCGGGACGUCUUCUUCUGAUGUGAUGGAGCGGGAAGCUUGCAGGGGAUAACUUUGACUCAGGGCCACGUCUGUCUGGCUCAUUGGAAGCUCCAGACGGAUUGCUGUGCUGGGGGGGGGAGUCUUAGAAGAGGAAGCUGGGCACUGUGGGAUCUGAGCCAAUGACCUGUUGGAGGAGAGAAGCAGCAUAGAGGGUUGAUUAAAAUGGGCUUCAUCACUAUAGGCUGCGGAUCUCUGCACCAGCUCACUGCAAGUCUGAGGGCCGCUUGCUCUGCCCACAGCCAUGCCAGACGUGAAGCCUCCCCCAUCAUGUGACUACCCCUCUACCUCCUCUGUCGCAGCAUCUGCCGGCUCCCCUGCUGGCUGCACCUCUCCCCUUGACCUUGUCAUGGACAUGGAGCCCUGCAUCACCAACCUCCCCUUGUCUCCUGACCCCCUGUCCUCCUUCCCCCGGCACAGAACCAGCGUCCCUCACUAUCCGGGCUUUCAUGGACCACCCUUUCCCCUCAUGGCCAGGUGUAACAGCAGCACCUUACUCACCAACUUGGGGCUCAGGUACUGUUCCAGCAGACAGGGCACUCUGGGGAUGGAGCCAGGUCAGGGAGCAGCCCCGGGAACCUGCAUUCAUACUGGAAGCAAUGGCAGUAGACCUUAUAGGAGUAUGGAAAACUUAAACUGGAACACUCUGGCAGAUUCUGGUCUGUGCAUGCUCACUAGUGCUCCCUACAGGAGCAUGGACAGUGAGUUUAUCUUGCGCUACACCUCCACUAGCCACUGGUAUGAUGGGCCUCCAGACAGAUCCCAUGGGCUGGUACCCAACCCAGAGAGCCUGGCGUUUUACCCACGUCCUGGGCUGCCCAGAAAGGACUUACCACUUUUCCCUCAGUUGCUGUUUCCAAGUUGUGUUGAUGAAUGGGAUGCAAGGAAGGGCCUGAGAGAGAAACUCCGCCUUCAGAGUGCAAGGUCAGCCGUUGAGCCUCUGAAGCCCCUCCCACUGCGGCCUCAGGUGUCUCCAUGUGCUGCACCUGUCGAACGGGAGUGUGCGCAUCAUGGGAACAUAACGGGUUCUGUUUCCAGGCCAUCGUGCACAAUGCGCAUCACCAGCCCUGAGGAGAUCAAACAAGAGGUCUUGAGGCGCUUACAGCUCCGUCGGCAGAAUAGUAGCCCCAACCUGGCUCUCCACAGCUCCCCAUCCACCCAGAAAGCAGUUAAAACAUCCUACACAACAGACAAUAUUUCAGGGAACAGAAGUGGAUCAGAGUUUGCAUCAGAGCCUCGAAGACCUCCUUUGGGACGCCUGCAUAUCCCAACUUUUGAAGAGUUUAAGAGGAUGAGGCAGAUGGAGAGGAAGCAGAGCGUUGAGUCCACAGUGGAUGCUACAGUAUCUGGAAAACCUGUGGCCGACCUGCAACAGGAUGCAGGAGCAUCAGAUGGCAAGAUAAUCCCUUCUGACCCUCAGCUGGGUUCUUGUGAAGAGCAGAGAGAAAAUCCGGAGGAGGCGAAGGGGGACAAGUAUACACGUGAAUGGACCGGCUGCAGCACUGUAGCUCCUGCUCCCUCCUCCAUCUCUGAUACCAGCACAUACUCUCCCAUCCGCACAGGGCCAUCUCCACGUUCACCCCUGCCCCCCCAGGGUGGCCCAGCCCAGGAAAACACCUGUAUCGUAGGAGGAGACGAUGGGAGUGCCAAGCGCAGGAGGAGCAGUCUGGAACCUGCUGGGUCGGUUCCCUUUCCGCCCAGCAGGGAGAACUGGGAACGGCCCUCCAGCUGCUGCCCAGCUCUUCUUCUGGAUGGGACUGAAUUGUCUAGCUAUGGAGCCAAGAUCUAUAAGAUGAAGGAUGGUCUCAUUGGCUCUGCACUGGACCUAAUCAAGAAGAGCUGCAGUGCAGAGAUCUCCGCUGAGACCCCCGUCAGGCUGUCAGGUGACCGGGACGGAGGCUGUGACAUCACCGCCCCCUCGGCCGACUGUCAGCCCUCCGCCGUUGCCAUGGCAACGUCGGCAACGGCCUGCGGAGCCGAGGCUGGCGAAGAGGCACCUGCAGGAGAAGGAGGAAGAGAGGAACCAGGAGAAUGCCACGCUAGUCUGGGCUGCAGGCGCUCCAGCUCGGACGCAGCCUAUGAGCUGGCUGAGACGGUGAGAGCGCAGCGUGAGUGCCGCCUGCGACCCCACUACAGUGACCCCAUGCCGGCCGACGCCUCCAAGCGCAAGCAGCUGGAGAUGAAGAUCGCUGCCGCCGCUCGACUCCACAGCCAUCGCCGAGACCGCGAUAGAGACAGAGACAGUGCACCCGCAGCAAUUCGUGGUCACUCAGAGCCGCCUGGUGAGGAGCGCCAGGCAGUUCUAGGUGUGACUCGGUCCGGACAGCACCGCUGGAGCACCAUCAGCAGCCUGAGCGCAGACAGCGGAGUGGUGGGCCUCAGCGACGAGCGUGAGGAAGAGGACAACGAGCCUCGCCGUUACCGCAGAAACCGGGGAGCUGACGUGGAACGUGUAGACAGCGGCAUCGGGCCAGGUCUGUCCCGCACCUGGAAGAGACCGUCUGCCUCUCUCAGAGCCUGGGAGGCCCAGAGACCGUGUCCAGACUGUGGACUGAGGGACGGGGCCUCUAAAGAACGGGGAGAGCGCAUGUGUGAACGUUGCUCCAAGCUGCGCAUUGAACGCAAGGAAGCCAUCCUGGAGUUUCUGAACACAGAGUCGAGCUACGGCGAGGACCUGCGCAUCAUCAAAGAGGAGUUUUACUGCCCCAUGCAGAGUGCCGGGCUGCUCACCGCCGAGCAGCUCACUGUGGUGUUCAGCAACGUUCAGGAGUUAAUAGACGUCAACGAACGCUUCACUGAGCACCUGCAGGACAGCAUCGAUCAGGCCUUUGACCAGGGAGAUGAAGAUCUGCUGACAGUGUACAUAGGAGAGAUCUUUCUGGAGUUUGUCAACAUGCUGCCCGCCUUUCAGACCUACUGUCUGCAGCAGUCCACCUCAGUCAACUUGCUCAAUACACUGGAGAAAGAGAAAGAACUGCUAAGAAUCUUCCUGGAUGUUUCUCAGAAUGACAACACAGCGCUGCGUCGUAUGAACUUGCGCUCCUUCCUAAUGGCGCCCCUCCAGCGCGUGACCAAGUACCCACUUUUAUUGAGCCGCAUCAUUAAGGUCACUCCCGAAUGCCACCCCGACUAUGCACGUCUCCGCGAGGCCAAGAGUCGGGUCGAAUCCCAUCUGGAACACAUCAACAUGAAGACCAAGCAGGAGGGCAACGGCGUCACCUGGUCUCUGCGCUCAUUCCGCCGCGACAGCCGCAAGAACCGGGAGGUCAUCAACAUCGAGAUGCGAGAGGUGUCGAUGAAGACUGUGGGAUGGGCGAGAGAAAACACACGAUUUGUCAUGGAGGGACCGCUCCAGCUGUCCCAGCCGGCAGAUGGUCAGUGGGUGAAGAAAGGCAGCAAGGCUCUCAAGUUCCAAAACGUCCAGAGCCUGCUGAUGGUGAGGACACAGCGGGCAGGUGAGGGACAGGGCGCCGACCUGGUGGCUCGGGGGGAUCAGGUGGAAAGUGGCGGAGAGAGCAUUCGAGAUGGAGUGCUGGUUCUGAUCAAGGACAAGAGCAGCGGGAAGUUCACAGUGCUGAGAGAGCCCAUCCGUCUAGGAAACUGCGUGGUGUCGACAGAUCCGGACUGCGAGGACACAUUCGAGGUGCUCGAUAUCCGGCGGGAGUCUUUUGUUUUCCGUGCCUCGGACAAAUCUCGCACCCAGCAGUGGUUCCACCAGAUUAAGAGAUACGCUCGAGACUUGGGCACCUGGAGGAAAAGACGUAACGCUUUGCCCAACAUCAUGAUCAAUACAAACCAAACGCGGUCCUGAGACUAACCUUCACUCACCUUUGUUACACUGUAAAUAACCCGAAUCCUUCUACUGCAAAAAUCAGCUGACAAUAUGAAGCAUUUCCGAGUGACACCACUGUUAUAACUUGUUAGAGUUCAGUAACAAUAAAUAAAAAAAAAAGUUCUCAAAGUCUCAUGAGGGUAAGAAAAUGAUGAAGCACUUUUUUUUUUUUUUGGUUACAAAGCUGUAAGUGCGCCAUACUGUCAUAAAAUAAUGGGUGUAGAUUUAAUUUUAAGCCGUUACAUUAACAAGAAAUAUCAGAUUCUUGGACGACCAAAAAGAAAGGAAAAGAAAUGAAAACAAACUUGGGCUGUUCUCGUCAGCCUUGAUUGUAAAACUGUUCACUCUCGGAGAAGCAAAGUUGUGUUUUCAGUACGUAGCGUAUGUGUUGAAAAGCAUGACUGACUGACAGCAGCGGGAAAAAUUGUAAUGUCUUUUUUUAUUUUUAAAUUUAAUACAACACAGUGUGAUCUAAGAACAUUUCUUCUGGUAUGAAAAGGCAUAAACGUCAUCCAGAGCUUUGUUCGGUGGUUUUUAAUUUGUCGUCACUGCCCUAUACUGUCUGUGUGCCGCCCUCUGCUGUACGCUGGCGGUAGAGCAAUCCUUCACUGCCAGAGAAGCAGUGGAGCAGAGCCGCUCGAACAGGCUCAACGGACCUCCGGUGUCACCGUGUUUAAAUGAGAACUCACGUAACAGCAAUAAUCUCUGCCAGUUUCAAACUAAGUAGCUACUGUAUAUGCAUUUCAUUUUUUCCUUUGGCGUCCAGGUGGUAAUCCUGCUUCACUGUGUCACUGAGUUUUAUGUGACAGAUUCAGCUGGAGUCUGACUAAAGCUUCCCCGAACACUGAGGACGUCUCUGUUACAGUCAUUAGAAUUAAGUGCCAUGAAAGCAAUUUGUGAAAAAGUCUAGUCAGUCUGCUUUGUCGUAACAUCAUGUGAAAUGGGUGGCGUCAAACACUACCUGUGUGUUAAGUGCAGAGUUUUUCCAACCUCGGCUUCAGGACCUCGUGUGAGACCACCACUGGCCUCUGCGCAGAUGCAUUAAUAUUCUAAUAAUCUAAUAAUAGAGAAUCCACAAACAGAUGUUUUCAUUGUUCAAUGAUCUGCUGGCUGUUAGCUAAACCAGUCAUUUGGUCUGUGAGUGUGGAAAUCGGGCAGAUUUUGGUCUUUUUGCUACCAAUUAUCAAUCCAAACUUACUAUAUUUAUAAUUUUGAUGUUUGUCAGUUUAUAAAUAAACAAACCACUGAAACACUCACAUUUGCUGGCUUUAUGUUAGCCCACUAAUCUAUUGUGAUUUUACUGCUUAUGACACUAUUUUUUAAUCCCACCCUUAAGGCCCCAAACAAAGGUUCUGCUUUUUUGAAACUCUGGCAUCAAGGCUGGAAAAACUCUAACUUGACAAUAAUGCCUCAAAAAAAUAAAUAAUAGCAUCUUGUCGUAACGCAGUUCCAGCUGUGUUACGUGACUUAGCGAUGAGCUGUUGUGCCUUGGUACUUGAUCACUGUUAAAUGAAAACUGACUGAAGUUAUUUGCAAUCCGUCACAGUAGCAUUAACCUCUGAAAUAGACUCGUCUGCUCUCCGUCACUUGACUGAGAUUCAUUUACAGGCAAUAUAAUUAUUCCUUCGACAGUCGCCGACUGCUGGUGUGAUCGACUGAUCCUGUGUCUUCUUCUGAUUUGUGUUUUUACUACUCCUGGUGUGUUUUUAAUUUAAGAAAGCUUUAUUUUGGUUGAUGCACUUUAUUAUUAUGAUUCAGUAAUAGAAUAUUCUCAACUGUAACAGCUGGUAAAACAUCUGUUACGCAGUCAUUAUUGUUGACCGUAUUUGAUGUGAGAGGGCCUCUGGUCGACCGAUGCUGAUUCCAGCACUCUGAAACAAUAAAGUCGAUCCAGUCGUCGAAACCAAAUCCACCAGAUAAGACCAAUGCUGUUAUGUUAUGAAGUAGCACGAUCACUGUGUUCUGGAGGGUAAGGCUGCUCAGCUCCAUACCAAUACUCCUGUGCUGAUGGAGGAUGCAGUUUCAGAUUUAAAAAAAAAAAAAAAAAGCCUGCUGAGUUUCAUUAGUUUCUUUUCAUUUGUGUAUGAAAGACCCAAUGUUUUAUUUCCUCAGUGUAAUAUAUUGUGCAUUAUAUUAAAAGAUU